AUUCCAAAGUCGAACGAGCCCAAUGUGCCGUCUCCACGCGGGGCUCUCGGCCAAUGAAAAAGUGAGAAAGAGUAAAAAGAGUGGGGGCAUGAGGAGAGGAGGUGGGUGAAAUGUUUUCAGAGAGCGUGACAGAGAAAGAGAGAGAGAGAGGGAGAGAGACAUCCCUGAUACCACAUCAACAAACAGGCGGUUGACGGGACACAAAAAGAGAGCAGAAGAAAAAAAAAACUGGUCACAUUUCUCAGGCACCUGAAAACGUGCUGGUUAUUUUAGGACGCGUGUUGCUUAUUGAUGAGGGGGGAGUGUUUAAACUACUUCCACUCUGGUUAUGUUUUAAUGGUGACUGUACAUGGCAAGCAGCUGAAUGCUCUGGGACUUCUGUAAUUAAGAGAAGCACCAUAUAGUGACAUCUUACCACAGCCUGACCGACGGAGAGCCGAGCUGCCCUGUGCAUCUACUCACCUCGGAAGUAAUUUUGGAUCAACAAGAGAUCUCUCUUUAAUUUCUUUAGAAAUAAAAAAAAAAAAACUUUUUUUUUUUUUAGUUUUUCUUCGCUGACCGGAUUUUCUCAAGACCCCCAAUGCCCUGCGGACACUCCUGUUGUUCUGAUCUUUUGGAUACACUCUCUAUGCCUUGGCAGUUGUUGACUCUCACCUAUAUCAACGAAACUCCUCGGUGGCAAGCAAAGGCAGUCAGUCCAGCAUUAAACGGCCACACUUAAAACAGCACGGAACAACCGAACAACAUCGAUCGACUAGGAAACAUGGAAAACAGUCCUGGUGGUGGUGUUAUCUUGUACGCUGGCUCGUCCGGCAGUGCCAGCCCGAGUCCUGGCAGUCCUUCAAGUGGAUACCAGACCCAGUCACCCUCUUCCCACUCGCAGCCUUCAUCCCCGGAGGGUGUCUCUUUUCAGGAGAUUGGGGCCCUGAGCAAGAGAGGGGAACAAGGGGGAGGAACUCCUUCCCCGAGAAUGGUCUUCCAGUUUCCUGAAGUAAACAAUGCUCCCGUUGCCCAAAUAACGUCAGUAUCAUCGGCAACCUACAACCAUCCCACAGUGGCCAAAAGAUCUUGUGGUUUCACUGGCACGUUCACCAAGACCGGAGGUAUGGUGCUUCUGUGUAAGGUGUGUGGGGACAUCGCAUCUGGGUUCCAUUAUGGUGUGCACGCCUGUGAAGGCUGCAAGGGUUUCUUCAGACGCAGCAUUCAGCAGAAUAUCCACUACAAGAUGUGUGUAAAGAACGAAAAGUGUCUCAUCAUGCGCAUGAACCGAAACAGGUGCCAGCACUGCCGCUUUAAGAAGUGUCUCUUCGUGGGCAUGUCCAGAGAUGCUGUGCGUUUUGGGCGUAUUCCGAAACGGGAGAAGCAGAGACUAUUGGAUGAGAUGCAGAGUUACAUGAACAGUCUCAACGAAUCAGCUUCCAUGGAAAUAGAGGUGUCACCUCCUCCUGAUGCCCCCUGCAGUCCGCUGAACCAGACUAAUGAAGAAGUGGGCUCCAUAUCGCAGUCUUACCGCAGAAACUUAAUGAACAGUGACGAGAAACCACUCAAGAUGGCUGCCGGCAACGUUGGCUCUUUGUCUUUCCAGAACAGUUCAACACAGGAGCCUUCCCUGUCACACUCAGCAACCCAGACUCAGCACACAGUUCAGGGGGAGCCGGCAAACCUGACAUCAAGCUACCAUGUCCCCACAAACUGUCCUGUUGGCCACAGCAGCAAUGAAAACUCCACUAAUGUCGACAACGCCAGGUACACCUUCUCCUCCAAUCAGAAUCAGUGCCCCAUCAGUGGCCGCCUGUCAUCUCAGUCCUACUCAGCCAAUCAGAACAGUUUCCCAGCCAGGGAUUCCCAGAACCAAAGUCCUUGCCCCUGGAAGCUAAAUGGAGGAGCCAAAGUGCUGGCAUGUCCACUCAAUUCAUGUCCUGUGGCUCCGGCUAGUCGCUCCAGUCAGGAGGUGUGGGAGUCUUUCUCCCAGUGCUUCACCCCUGCUGUUAAAGAAGUAGUGGAGUUUGCAAAGAGCAUCCCGGGCUUCCAGACUCUUAGCCAGCAUGACCAGGUCAUGCUGCUCAAAUCCGGCACUUUCCAGGUUCUGAUGGUGAGGUUCUGCUCACUGUUUGACCCCAAGGAGAGGACGGUGACCUUCCUCAAUGGGCAGACAUACUCACUGGCAUCACUGAGGGCUCUCGGCAUGGGCUCCCUACUGGACGCUAUGUUUGAAUUCAGCGAGAAGCUAGGAUCUUUGUGUCUGGAGCCAGACGAGAUGGCCCUUUUCAUGGCUGUUGUGCUGGUUUCUGCUGAUCGCUCUGGUAUAGUGGAGGUGGGAGCAGUGGAGCAGCUGCAGGAGAAUCUAAUAAAAGCUCUACGCUCUCUCAUAACCAGUCGCCGCCCAGAUGACAGCACCCUCUUCCCAAAAUUGCUGCUACGUCUGCCGGACCUGCGCACCCUGAACAACCAACACUCUGACAAGCUUUUAGCUUUCCGCAUAGAUCCUUGAGUUCAGAGAGCUAAAGCUUACUGAGGUAUCUGCUUUGGGGAGCCUCCCUGCUCCCCAUGCGAGCCUGUCCCGCCACACAAAGUACACUGGCCUAUGCAUGAUGGACAGUUGUGUGAGAGAGCGAGCUUAGAAAAAAUAUCAGUGAAGGAUGUAGGCACAGCAGGAGGCAGAGGCUCCUGAACUCAAACUGAUUCCUCAUCCAGUUGUUUCCAGGGUUGCUAAAAAAACUUUUUUUUAAAACUAUCAAAACAUAGACUAUGUUCUUCCGUGGGUUCUUUGAGUCAACAUCAGGCCACCAAGUCAUCACCUCUGCCUCCUGGAGUUUGUCAGAGCCAGUUCUUGUUCUGAAGACCAAAAAAAAAGUAAGAGCCUGAUGUUCCUAACUAGUCUUUGUCAACAAGGCUAACAAGAGGGAAGCACAUACUCUUGCCCAGAGAAAAAGAAACGUGUACAAACAUUACCAACAAUGAUUUCUUACAGUACAUUCAUGCUACAAUGUGUAAAGGGCACUUUCCAUACAUUGAGAAGACCUCUUAAAUCAAUAUAUAUAACAUAGCAAUAGAAAUGUCUGAUACACAGUUGGGAGGACAGUUUGUGUAUGCCCUGUUGAAACGACAUAAGCUAUUUUCACAACAUGUCACCAUGUGGGAAAUCUUUAUGAAAAUCCCCCCAUUGUGAUUAAAAAAUGUAUAACAUUGUUAAGAAAUGAAAGUAAGUUGCAUUGUACUUGUAUGCGGUAAUCAGGGAGAAAUUAUUGGUCAUUUAAGACCGUGACCGUGAUGGAUUAUAUGUUAAGGUGUUUUAUUGUAAAUUUUGUAUAUAAGCUUUAUUCUUGGUUCAUACCCUUAUUAGUUUUGCAGAUUCUUGGAUAUGUGAAUAAAGCUAGUAUUGAAUUAGUCUAUGAUGUCACAAAUAAUAGAUUUCUCUAUAGACUGCAAAGAGAAAGCUGCAUUUGAACCAUGCGCUCUGAGUAUAAACUUUUUAUUUGAAGAUAUAUAAUUGAAAUAACUGUAUUGUCAACUGACUGCAUCACCUUGUGAAUAUUUUGUAAAUGUUUUAUGGUUACACCAUAGAGUACCAUUAUUAAAUAAUGUUAUAUAGCA
This is a messenger RNA of Siniperca chuatsi (mandarin fish), 3594 nucleotides long. RefSeq names its product nuclear receptor subfamily 1 group D member 1-like. The transcript is spliced from 8 exons. The record is from RefSeq and is a predicted model, not a curated record. NCBI's taxonomy places the organism in Eukaryota, Metazoa, Chordata, Actinopteri, Centrarchiformes, Sinipercidae. The coding region runs from base 764 to 2491 and encodes 575 amino acids. Gene Ontology annotation, biological process: positive regulation of transcription by RNA polymerase II; negative regulation of transcription by RNA polymerase II; cell differentiation. Gene Ontology annotation, molecular function: zinc ion binding; nuclear receptor activity; RNA polymerase II cis-regulatory region sequence-specific DNA binding.